Nyctereutes procyonoides (raccoon dog) is the source of this 975-nucleotide messenger RNA. RefSeq names its product heterogeneous nuclear ribonucleoprotein C-like. NCBI's taxonomy places the organism in Eukaryota, Metazoa, Chordata, Mammalia, Carnivora, Canidae. Gene Ontology annotation, cellular component: nucleus. The record is from RefSeq and is a predicted model, not a curated record. Gene Ontology annotation, molecular function: RNA binding.
CCCGGGAGUAGGAGAUUCAGAAUCGAAUCCCUUCUCCCUCCCCACUCCUGUGAGAUUUUUUUGAUCUUCAGCUACAUUUUCGGCUUUGUGAGGAACCUUACCAUCAAAGGCAAUGGCCAACAAUGUUACCAACAAGACAGAUCCUCACUCCAUGAACUCCCAUGUAUUCAUUGGGAAUCUCAAUACUCUUGUGGUCAAGAAAUCUGAUGUGGAGGCAAUCUUCUCAAAAUACGGCAAAAUUGUGGGUUGUUCUGUUCAUGAAGGCUUUGCCUUUGUUCAGUAUGUUAAUGAGAGAAGUGUCCAGGCUGCUGUGGUAGGAGAGGAUGGCAGAAUGAUUGCUGGCCAGGUUUUAGAUAUUAAUCUGGCUGCAGAGCCAAAAGUGAACCGAGGAAAAGCAGGUGUGAAACGAUCUGCAGUGGAGAUGUACGGCUCCUCUUUUGAUUUGGACUGUGACUUUCAACAAGAUUAUUAUGUCAGGAUGUACAGUUACCCAGCAUGUGUACCCCCUCCUCCAAAACGCCAGCGUGUAUCAGGAAACAUCUCACAAAGGGGCAAAAGUGGCUUCAAUUCUAAGAGUGGACAGCGAGGAUCUUCUUCCAAGUCUGGAAAGUUGAAAGGAGAUGACCUUCAAACCAUUAAGAAUGAGUUGACCCAGAUAAAACAAAAAGUGGAUUCUCUACUGGAAAGCCUGGAAAAAAAUGAGAAAGAACAGAGCAAACAAGGAGUAGAGAUGAAGAACGGUAAAUCAGAAGAGGAGCAGAACAACAGCUCCCUGAAGAAAGAUGAGACUAAUGUGAAGAUGGAGUCUGAGGGGGGUGCAGAUGACUCUGCUGAGGAGGGGGAUCUACUGGAUGAUGGUGAUAAUGAAGAUCGGGGGGAUGACCAGCUGGAGUUGAUCAAGGAUGAUGAAAAAGAGGCUGAGGAUGGAGAGGAUGACAGAGACAGCGCCAAUGGCGAGGAUGACUCUUAAGCACA